This is a messenger RNA of Oikopleura dioica, 1320 nucleotides long. The record is from the annotation of a GenBank genome assembly. Lineage: Eukaryota; Metazoa; Chordata; Appendicularia; Copelata; Oikopleuridae.
AUGAAACAAAAACUGCAACUUUUGACCGGCUAUGUUGAAAUUUUUCUCAUCUGCGGGUUGGUCUAUUCCUGGGCAGUUUUCGAUCACAUUUUGAGAAAAGAAGGUGUUUAUGAAGAGCUCUGUGAAACGACCAGUGGAGGAAAUGAAACUUGUCCGGCUCAGGAUAAAAUCUUCCUCCAGGUAACAUCAGCAGGAUCUCUGAUGGUGUCUGUUGGAGGACUUAUGUAUGGACUAGUCAUUGACAGAUUUGAAAUUCGCGUAACCCGAAUCCUCUGCGCCCUCUGCCUCACCAGCUCGUUCAUCAUCUACUACUUCCUGGACCUCUCCUCCCACCUCGUCUGGCCCUUCUGGAUCCUCCUCUCUUCAUCAACCCUUGCUCCUCUUCUCACAACGUUCAAACUGACCAACAACUUCCCGAAGCAUCAAAUGACCCUGUUGACCAUCGGUGAUGGAAUUUUCGAUACCUCCGUCGCUGCUACUGCUCUUUGGACCUAUUUUUAUAAUAAUGGAAUGAGUGUGAAUUUCAUGGCGAUGGUUUUAAUAGGAUUUAUGGCGUUUUUCUGGCUCAAUACUUUCCUUCUUUUGCCGAAGAAGAAUCCGAAAUUGAAGGAAGAAAAUGAGCAAGACGAAAUUCAUGAAGAAGAAAUGUUUCUCGAAGAAAAUGAGCCGAAAACUCCUUCCGGGCUUAAAUAUUUCACUUCAAAACUUUCGAUCUUCACAAAUUUGAGCACGAUUAUGUUCAUCGUUUCUUACGUUAUUAUCGAUACCCGGCUUGUUUUGACAUUUUACGUCGUUCCGACCAUUUUGGAAAACACUUUCGAGGAUGAAGAAGAAAAAUUAGCAGCUGGCCAGUUUUUCACGAAGGCAAAUUCGCUUUCUUUCGUUGUUUGCUGGAUGGGAGGAGCUCUUGCGGACCGAUUUCAUCGGAGAAAAACGAUUAAUUUCUUGUUGAUUUUCAUUAUCUUGAUUCAGGUUGGUGUUUCGAUUUUGCCUCUUUUUGCAACGAGCUGGGCGAUAAAAUUUAUGUCGAUUAUUUUUCCUAUUGGAAGGACAAUGUUUUAUGGAAUCAGUUCGAUGAUCUUGAUGGACAGAUAUCGAGAAGAUUUCGGAUUCAUGUUCGGAGUCGUCAACCUAACUGCUGCUUUUGUCAUUUUCUUUAUGACCAACUACAUUGCUUCGAAUACCGAAUUUCUUGACCAAAUCAUGCUUGUUCUUGGAAUUUGCUGCGGGCUGACUGUAUUUUACCCACUUUACGAGCUCAAACAAAUUUGGCGAGAAAGCGACGAAAAGACGAAAAAACUAGAAUCUGUCAAAAAUUAA